Messenger RNA from Entamoeba invadens IP1, 492 nucleotides. RefSeq names its product serine/threonine protein kinase mos, putative. The record is from RefSeq and is a predicted model, not a curated record. Bases 1 to 492 code for a protein of 163 amino acids. Gene Ontology annotation, molecular function: ATP binding; protein kinase activity. NCBI's taxonomy places the organism in Eukaryota, Evosea, Mastigamoebida, Endamoebidae. The transcript has a single exon. Gene Ontology annotation, biological process: protein phosphorylation.
AUGAGUGAUGCAGCAAAAGGAAUUUCGUAUCUUCAUGAUAAUGUAAUAUUACACAGAGACAUUAAACCAGACAACAUUCUUGUGUUAUCACAAGAUAUAAAUUAUAAAGUGAAUGCUAAAUUGACUGAUUUUGGAUCAUCAAGAAAUAUUAACUUGUUAAUGACAAAUAUGACUUUCACCAAAGGUGUUGGAACUCCAAAAUAUAUGGCACCUGAGGUGUUGAACAAAAAGAAGUACACAAAAAGCGCAUAUGUGUACUCGUUUGGUGUAUCUUUGUUUGAAUGUGCUAUAUGGAAAGACCCAUAUUUGGAUAAACAAUUUAAAUUUGCAUGGGAUAUAGUCGACUUUGUUGUGAGUGGAAAACGCCAAAAAAGGCCGUCUUACUUGAAAGAAGACAUAUACAACAUUGUGGACGAUAUGUGGUGUCAAGACGUACACAAAAGAAUAAACGUGAGAGAUGUAAUAUUGAAACUAGAAAGCAUUAACAUUUAA